AUGGAUCGUCCUGCAAAACGACAACGCAGGUCCAAUGAUAAAUCUACAAAACGCAAACCGAACGCUCUCCCAGACAGCUCUUCCUCUCCAAUAGAAGCGACAUCCCCCUUCGCGCUCUCCACACGGCCCAAACGACCAGUAGCCUCUCCCUCUCCCAAGAAGUCCACAUCUCCAGAGAAGGCCAAGUCCCUACAUAGCUUCUUCCAACCUGCAACAGAAGCUCAGCGAUGGACCGCGAUAGAAAAGCAGUCCCCGAUCACAGAGGAAGUCGAUCUCAUAGAAGACGACUACGAUUCCUACGAUGAGAUCUUUACACAACACCUAGCGAAUGAGCGCGCCGUGACCUCGAGCGCGACCCAAGCACGCGAAAUAUCAAAGCCAAAACCGACAAAGCCAAAACCCAAGGCACCGCCCAAGAAACCGACGAAGCGAUUCCUCCUGCCCACCACCGGGAGUGCUGUGGAAGACCCAAUACAACUGGAAGAUGGGAGACCGUGGGCCCAGCGAUAUGCACCGGACUCACUGGCAUCAUUGGCCGUGCACAAAAAGAAGGUCUCCGACGUACAAUCCUGGCUGGAAGGUGCAUUUACGGGAAGAUGUUCGGGGAGAUUGCUUGUCCUCCGAGGCCCAGCAGGAAGUGGCAAAACAACGACAAUAAGCCUACUAUCGAAAUCGCUUGGCUACGAUAUUAUCGAAUGGAAGAACCCCCCAAUCUCGGAAUUCGGGUCGAGCACCUAUCAAUCGGCGAGCGCUCAUUUUGAAGAAUUCCUGGCCCGCGGCGAUAAAUUUGGAGGACUGGACCUGGACUCUGAUGCAAAAACCGAUAAGCGAAUCCUCCUCAUCGAGGAGUUUCCAACGAUGUUUGGACGUGCGGCUACACAUACGGCUUUCCGGGUGUCUCUUCAACGGUACCUAGCAGCGAGUGGGCGUGACCACCCACCCGUUGUGAUUAUUGUGUCGGAGACCCUGCUGGGAUCUGCGUCGUCAACUUCUGAUAAUUUGACUGUUCACCGGCUACUGGGGCCAGUUGUGUAUAACCACCCCGGGACGACGAUACUGGAUUUCAAUGCAAUUGCUCCUACUUUCAUGCAGAAGGCUCUACGAUCAAUAUUAGAGAGAGAGGCGCGCGAUUCAAAUCGGGUACAAAUUCCUGGUCCGGCAGUUCUCAAUCAGAUUUCAGAGAUUGGAGACAUCCGCAGUGCCAUCUCAUCGCUGGAGUUUCUCUGUUUAAAAGGAGGAGGUGCUGGGAUGUGGGGAGGCAGCCUUGCGAAGAAGAAGAGUCGCGCAGAGGUUGCGCUAACCGCCAUGGAGAAAGAAUCCCUCAAGUUAGUCACGCAGCGAGAAGCUAGCCUGGGGAUGUUUCAUGCCGUUGGAAAAAUUGUUUACAACAAACGCCUGGAUCCAAGCUUAGUAGAUAGUGAGGACAUCGAGGUCCUCCCUGCUCCACCGGAUUACUUGCGUCACUUCCACCGACACAAAGCUUCGCAGGUUUUGGUCAAUGAUCUCGUUGAUGAGACAGGCACUGAUAUCUCGACAUUUAUCAGUGCUCUCCACGAAAAUUAUAUCCCGUCCUGCCAUGGAGACAACUUUACGGAUACUUUUGGGGAUUGUAUCGAGGCUCUCUCUGACAGCGAAAUUCUCAGCGCUGACCGCCGGUAUGGGGGUGGACGCGCAGGCGUGGGCACCGGCAUCAACACUUUCAGCGGCGGUGUUGAUGCCUUGCGACAGGACGAAAUGAGCUUCCAAGUCGCCGCGCGGGGACUGCUGUUUGCGCUGCCAUGCCCUGUCCAAAGGAAGGUUGGAUCCGGAGGACAACGAGCGGGCGAUGCACACAAAAUGUUCUAUCCAGCUUCGCUGCGGUUGUGGAGAGAUUCCGAGGAGAUCGAAGGACUGCUGGAUUCAUGGUCCAAUCGACUCCUCGAUCCGUCUCGUGGGUCUCAAACCUCUGACAUGACAGGUGUCAGUUCGUGGAAGAGUGUGCAAGUCGGCAGGUCAGAUGAGAACCACGGAGUGGUGACUAUGAUGCCGAGACACGAUCUGCUGCUCCAUCAACUGCCCUACAUGGCAAUCAUCCGACGUCAGGAUCCGGACUGGUGGCAAUUGAAUAAGAUUGUUGGGUAUGGCAGUCAUGAUGCCGAGCCCACACCAACCAGGAUCGAAGCUCAGGAAGAGGAGAAACUGUUUCUCAGCGACGACGACAUUGUGGAUUAG
Penicillium brevicompactum is the source of this 2211-nucleotide messenger RNA. RefSeq lists its product as uncharacterized. The coding region runs from base 1 to 2211 and encodes 736 amino acids. NCBI's taxonomy places the organism in Eukaryota, Fungi, Ascomycota, Eurotiomycetes, Eurotiales, Aspergillaceae. Gene Ontology annotation, molecular function: ATP hydrolysis activity; chromatin binding. The transcript has 2 exons. Gene Ontology annotation, biological process: DNA damage checkpoint signaling; mitotic DNA replication checkpoint signaling; DNA repair. The record is from RefSeq and is a predicted model, not a curated record.